AUGUCUGUUCUAACAUAUUCCAUUAUCCUCUACGCAUUGUUUCACGGCGCAGUGAGCAACCCUUUUAAACCAGCUAUCACGCCUCCUCCCGUGCUCCGACGACAAGGCGAGGAUGACCUAUUUCCGGAAUCGAGAGGGUGGUUUUGGGUCACGUACGGAUCACGGACUGAAUUGUCGUCGAUAUACUUCUGUGACAUUUCGGGCAUCUUCAUAACUACAAGCAGCUAUGUUGGCUGCUGUUACAGUAGGUCGACCGGGCCAUGUUUCGCAAGCAACGUAGCGACCGGCUGUAGCAACGGCACGCUUGCUUUAUUUCCGAGCACAACACUUAACUGUGAGGAUAUAUUUUCGACCGCUAAGUGCAACACCGACUAUGUAUACACGGGCAGCACGCCUGAUGCAUCGCCCUUGCAAUGGAUAGGGUGCAACAGGGUGGCAGAUCAGGCACUUUACUUCCAAGAACCGCCGAGAACUGGGCUCACUUCACCUACUUCCUUUUCCACUACUUCAACACGGUCUGCAUCCCAAUCAUCUCCAGCGGGACCACUAUCAAGCCCACCAUCACAAACGGGUGCCGGAAAUCCAACCUCUAGCGCUGGCUUGUCCACCGAAGAUGUCCAAGAGGACUCAGACAAGGCUUGGAUUGCCGGCGUCGUAAUUGGAGCAGUAGCCCUCCUUGCGAUGGCAGGCAUGGCGUUCUGGCUACUGCGCAUACGGAAGCGAAACAAACAACAGUCCUAUUCGCAGGCACCGCAAACAGCGGAAAUAUAUCCUGAGCAACCUAUUCCAGGAUCUUACACUAGUCCGCAGCUCAACACGGCUUCACUUUCACCAUAUCAGGAUGCAGCAGGACCGAGCCCGUCACUCUCAGACCAACGGGCUUCGCAAGGCUGGAGUGAAGACUCUCGCGCAAAGUCAUGGCACCAGCAUAAUGCUUCGCCAGGGGCUCCAUCUGCAGCUCCGCUCUUUACCGGUACGGAGGCGACCGAGCUGCCGGAGUUGGUGAACCCGCCUUCGAGGAGAUGA
Westerdykella ornata is the source of this 1026-nucleotide messenger RNA. RefSeq lists its product as uncharacterized. The record is from RefSeq and is a predicted model, not a curated record. NCBI's taxonomy places the organism in Eukaryota, Fungi, Ascomycota, Dothideomycetes, Pleosporales, Sporormiaceae. The coding region runs from base 1 to 1026 and encodes 341 amino acids. The transcript has 2 exons.